Messenger RNA from Hevea brasiliensis (rubber tree), 4251 nucleotides. RefSeq names its product C2 and GRAM domain-containing protein At1g03370. The transcript has 9 exons. The coding region runs from base 690 to 3764 and encodes 1024 amino acids. The record is from RefSeq and is a predicted model, not a curated record. NCBI's taxonomy places the organism in Eukaryota, Viridiplantae, Streptophyta, Magnoliopsida, Malpighiales, Euphorbiaceae.
UCUUUCUCUCUCAUUUUCAUGGUAGCUAAGCGGGGCUGACCCAGUUUUUCCAAUCACCAUCUCUCUGUAACUUGAAUGGUGUCAUAAAGUCUUAACAUCAUACGCGCAUUUGCCAAUUUGAAAAUUAUUAAAUUAUUCAGAAUGAACAGAAAGGGAAUGGGAAAGUCUUUUAGCUUUCAACUUCCUCAUUCUCCCUCUUUCCAUUUCUUUAUACUUCUUCAUUUCCUUUUUUCCACUUCUUUUUCUCUCAAUUAUUUAAUCAUUAAAUCAAAAUAAUCUCUGCCAUUCCUUAUUUUGAUUCUGCUUCUUUUCUUAAUUUCUCAUUCAUUCUGUAACGUUCCCUUCUUAUAUCAGAAUUUAAUUCAAUUACAUUCUUGAUUACAAAUUACAAUGAACUCCCUUUCUUUAAAUUUCUUCAUCAGAUCAUGGGGUGGUUAAUUGUGCAAUUAUGAUCCCCUAAUACCUUUUUCUUCCUCUCUCUCUUGUAAUAUCAUGCUGGUUUUGUCUUUGUUAAUGUUUUGUAGCAAACGGAUUCUGUUUAUUGCUGUUAUUCGAUUGAUUUUCCUGAAUAGAAAAUAAUAAGAAGCGGGUCGCUUUUGAUAUUGUUAUUCUGUUUUUGGGUUCUAAGGAAUAGUGGGUUUAAUUUAUAUUCAAGUGAAGUUGAGCAUUUUGCGUUUGUUCUUGGAGAAAUGAGGCUUCUUGUUCGUGUAAUAGAGGCAAGAAACUUGCCAGCAAUGGAUCUAAAUGGGUCAAGUGAUCCUUAUGUGAGAGUGCAGCUGGGAAAGCAGAAGUUCAAGACCAAAGUGGUAAAGAAGAACUUGAAUCCAAGUUGGGGAGAGGAAUUCAGUUUUCGGGUUGAGGACUUGAACGAGGAGCUUAUAAUCUGUGUGUUAGAUGAGGACAAGUACUUCAAUGAUGACACUGUUGGCCAGCUUAAGGUGCCAGUCUCGCUAAUUUUUGAUGCAGAUAAUAAGUCUCUAGGUACUGCUUGGUACGCUUUGCAACCCAGAAACAAAAAGUCCAAGAACAAGGACUGUGGUGAAAUUCUUUUAGGUAUACGUUUUUCUCAAAACAAUUCAUUUGUUGAUUUGAACAAUUGUGGUGAUCAUGCAUCACAGUUGAGGACGAUUGCAGAUGUAGCGACAGAAGCUCUUUCUAGGUCAUCUGGUGGGCCCUCAAACUCAUCCUCUUCAGGGAGAUUUGAGGAAGUUGCCCCCUCUAAAGAGAAGUCUGGUGCACAAAAAAAGUUUGCUGUUAGAAUUGUUCAAAUGUUUAAUAAAAAUUCAGAUACAGCAACACCUGCUGGUGAUGGAGGCUUUGACAAUUCAGGGCCACCUGAAAUUGCUGGACCUGAGGUUUGUGAUGAUGAGUUGGACGAUCCUUCCUGUCCUGAUGACUUUGUAGAAAUAAUGAGAGCAAUGGAAUCUAAUGAUACGGGAAAUGAAAUUCCAAGCAAUUUACCAGGAGGAGUCCUUGUAGAUCAAUUAUAUAUGAUUGUCCCCCAAGAUUUAAAUUCUCUACUUUUUUCUCCUGAUUCAAGUUUUCCAAGAUCAUUGGCAGAUCUCCAGGGGAAUACAGAACAGCAAUUUGGUCCUUGGAAAUUUGAGAACGGCAGUGAGAGCUUGAAAAGAGUGGUUACUUAUAUUAAGGCUGCAACCAAAUUAAUUAAGGCUGUGAAAGCCACUGAGGAACAAACAUAUGUAAAAGCUGAUGGAAAGGUUUUUGCUAUUUUAGUGAGUGUGAGCACUCCAGAUGUUAUGUAUGGGAGCACCUUUAAAACUGAAUUGCUUUACUGCAUUACUGCUGGCCCUGAGCUGCCUUUGGGAGAACAAACUUCACAUUUGGUAAUAUCCUGGAGAAUGAAUUUUUUGCAGAGCACCAUGAUGAAAGGAAUGAUAGAAAAUGGAGCCAAGCAAGGUCUAAAAGAAAGCUUUGAGCAGUUUGCAUCUAUAUUAUCUCAAAAUGCUAAGCCAAUUGAUUUGAAGGACACAGGAUCCACUAAGGAACAGGUUCUGGCUUCUUUGCAGGCAGAACCCCAGUCUGAUUGGAAAUUGGCUGUACAAUAUUUUGCUAACUUUACUGUAGUUUCCACAGUUUUUAUUGCAUUUUAUGUACUUGUCCACAUCUGGGUAUGCCCUUCCAGCCCAAUUCAAGGGCUAGAGUUUGAGGGACUUGACUUACCAGAUUCAAUUGGUGAACUCAUUGUAUGUGGUGUCCUGGUUCUUCAGUGUGAAAGGGUACUACAAUUACUUUCUCAUUUCAUGCAGGCCAGAGUACACAAGGGAAGUGAUCAUGGAGUCAAAGCACAAGGAGAUGGGUGGCUGCUUACUGUUGCCUUGCUUGAGGGAAGUAAUUUGGCAGCUGUUGAUUCAAGUGGCUUCUAUGAUCCGUAUGUGGUAUUCACCUGUAAUGGGAAAGCUAGAACCAGCUCAAUUAAGUUCCAGAAAUCUGAUCCUCUUUGGAAUGAAAUAUUUGAAUUUGAUGCAAUGGAUGAACCUCCUUCUGUUCUGGAUGUGGAAGUUUAUGAUUUUGAUGGGCCUUUUGAUGACGCAACAUCUUUGGGACAUGCUGAAAUAAAUUUUGUAAAAUCAAAUGUAUCCGAUCUUGCUGAUGUAUGGGUUCCUCUUCGAGGAAAGUUAGCACAAGCAUGUCAGUCUAAGCUGCACCUUAGAAUUUUCUUGAAUGAUACAAGAGGUAGUAAUGUUGUUCAAGAGUACUUGAAUAAGAUGGAGAAAGAGGUGGGGAAGAAGAUAAACUUGCGUUCUCCACAAACAAAUUCAGCCUUUCAAAAGCUCUUUGGGCUUCCUCCAGAGGAAUUUCUCAUCAAUGAUUUUACCUGUCACCUAAAGCGAAAAAUGCUCUUGCAGGGUCGUUUAUUUCUGUCAGCCAGAAUAAUUGGGUUCCAUUCUAAUUUGUUUGGGCAGAAGACUAAAUUUUUCUUCCUUUGGGAGGAUAUAGAAGAUAUCCAAGUUUAUCCUCCUACACUAUCAUCAAUGGGUAGUCCUACUAUUGUUGUGACUCUCCGGCUGGGCAGAGGUAUGGAUGCCAAACAUGGGGCAAAGACACAAGAUGAAGAGGGAAGGCUGAGAUUCCACUUCCAGUCUUUUGUGUCUUUCAAUGUAGCACAUAGGACAAUCAUGGCUUUAUGGAAGGCUAGAUCAUUGACUCCUGAACAAAAGGUGCAAAUAGUUGAAGAAGAAUCAGAAGCUAAAAUCCCCCAAAAUGAAGAAAGUGAGCCCUUCUUGGGUCUUGAGGAUGUUAACCUAUCUGAGGUUUAUUCUUCUGGUGUUUCUGCCCCAACCAAUUUCUUAAUGGAGCUGUUCAAUGGGGGUGAGUUGGAGCGAAAAGCGAUGGAGAAAGCUGGUUGUCUUAACUAUUCCUAUACCCCAUGGGAAUUGGAGAAGGAUGAUGUGUAUGAGAGGCAAAUAUAUUACAGAUUUGAUCAGCAAAUCUCCCGUUACAGAGGAGAGGUGACAAGUACACAGCAGAAGUACCCCCUAUCCGAUCGUAAAGGCUGGCUUGUGGAAGAGGUUAUGACUCUCCAUGGAGUUCCACUUGGUGACAAUUUUAAUCUUCACUUGAGAUACCAAAUUGAGGAUGUGCCUUCGAGACCCAAAGGAUGUCAUGUACACGUAUUCAUUGGAAUUGCAUGGCAGACAAGAACUAAGCAUCAGAAAAGGACUACAAAGAACAUCCUCUCAAAUUUGGAAGAUCGAAUGAAGGUGAUUUUCAGUGUUAUUGAGAGGGAAUUUUUGAACAGAUAGGAAUGUGCACUGCUGUAAUGUUGACACUCUGGACUUGAAGGAGCAGGUUGAUCAUCCAACUUCUGCUUUCUGCAACAAAAAUAUUGUGUCCAUUUUCUUCCUGCUCACGCGUUAGUAUGACAUUUCUUGAUUGUGCAUUCAUCCACAUGUUCCUUCAAGAAUUAUUUUGCAUAGCUAUUGUGGCUCUAGUUUAUUCUGAGAAAUCCUAAACUCAAAUGGGAAACAUGACCUGGUGAUUCUUUGACAUGGGACUUCAAAGUUCAACUCAAGGUUUGUUCACAGAACAUGCCAAAAUGAUUAAGCUCCUCGCUAACUGGCACUUUAGGUGGUAGCAGAAGAAUUACAGAUAUUAUUUCUUAAUGUACUGAAGCCAGAAUCCAGUUGGCUUAGAGAAAUUUUGCAAGUGUAUAGAAGAGAUCCAACAUAUUUUGUUGAUGAAAUAUGUUUAUAAAAUCGUAUAGAAGCAAUGCUUUAUUUUGUUAGCUCA